Psylliodes chrysocephalus is the source of this 704-nucleotide messenger RNA. NCBI's taxonomy places the organism in Eukaryota, Metazoa, Arthropoda, Insecta, Coleoptera, Chrysomelidae. The record is from the annotation of a GenBank genome assembly.
CUGGAAACUAAUAACUGUGUGUCCAGUAUGUCUAAAUAGAAGGGGCCAAUAAUUAUGUACCUGGAAGAAGCAGAAUUAGUUUUUGAAGGUUAUUUUGUUGUUAUUUUGAAUUAAAGUGAACUUUUGUGAAACUAUUAAAAUGUUCUUGUUUUUGUUAAUUAUCUAGUUUAAAAUGAUUGUGAAGUUUGAGAACGCCAUAAAUAAUAAUGCUUAUGCACAGAGCUCUAUUUACUUGGCUUAUAUUUUUAGUGUUUUUAAUAUUAUUGUGCCUUAGACUAGAAUCAAGAACGAACUGGAAUUGGUUUCUAAUAUUUCUUCCAAUAUGGGUUUACGACAUUGUCUUAUUCACUGAUGCCCUAUUUAACAUUUUAAUUCGAUGUAAACAGGAAACUACAAGAAAUUUGUUCAAAAACAAGCAUUAUCUAAUAAUUGCAUCAAUUUUUCUAAAAUUGGCCUUUCAAAUAAUGCUAUGCUUAAAAUUGGAGCAUAAAUCACUGAAUCUGCAAAUUUAUCAUAUACUUCUUCCAAUAUGGAUUUUGCUGCCACUGCUAAUUACAGAUAUUUCUGUAACACUUUUCAAGAAUACCUAUUAAGAAAACAUUGAAAUCGAGGAACACUCACACUUUGUACGAGAAAAACUAAAUUUUGUAGAAACCAUGUUUAAAGAUAUAUAAUUUGAUUGCUAUAUUUAAAUAUACUGACAA